Molecule: messenger RNA, 954 nt
Organism: Aspergillus glaucus CBS 516.65
Lineage: Eukaryota; Fungi; Ascomycota; Eurotiomycetes; Eurotiales; Aspergillaceae
Exons: 2
Coding region: 248-793 (181 amino acids)
Source: RefSeq, a predicted model, not a curated record
UGUCGGUUAUUCGGAGUGUCAGGUAUCAACCUGAUAUCGCAUGGAGAAUCUUGCGAUGCUUAUUUGCUCAAAGAUCACGUGACUACACAACUGGCCGCAUGGCCCGCCGUAAAAUUUUGCUUCAACCGCAAAGUGCAAGAUCAGACCCUCCGAUAAACAGAUAAACAUUCAGCCACAAGAUCCUCCAAUCAGACAUUGAACAAUUGAAACCCACCGUCUGGAUCAACUAAACACAAAACCAAAGAAAAUGACCGAAGACAUCCAAUCCCGCCGCGAAGCCGACUACCAGCGCUUCAAAAACUACGCCGCCCUAACUUUCCUCGUCACCUCCCCGAUCCUCAUCGCCUUACCCCCCCGCAAACUAGACCACCUCACCGUCCUCCUAACAGGUGCCUUCUGCGUCUCCGCAAACCACCUAACCCACGAACGCACAGGCCGCAGCAUCAUGGACCGGCUUGAGUCGCGCCUUUCGCGGCACUCGGCGAUCAUCUCGGGUUUGCCUAGUGAGCGUGCGCAGGAAAUCCAGGCGCGAGUGCGGGCUAGCAGAGAGAAGCAGCUCCGGGAUGGGGGAUUGAGUGAAGACGAGAUUGAGAAGCUGAGGACUAGGCAGACGCAGGAGAAGGGGAUGGCGGAGAGGGUUUGGAUGGGUGGGGAGGAGGAGGGGUGGAAGCAGAGGAGGUUACGGGAGGAGGCGGAGGCGUUGGCGGAGGGGAAGGGGUAUGGGGAUUUGAUUCAGGAGUAUGUUUCGGACGUGUGGUCGUGGGGCAAGAAGGAUAGUGAUUCGAAGGAGUGAUGCGGUAUUUGGGUGUUCGAAAAGUUGAUGCCUAGGGCACUGUGAGACUUAGUGCUUUGACGAUGAUGCCGUAGACGAUGUAUAAUAUGCGGGUUUGUAUAUAUGACGGCGUUGAUAUCCAUGUAUUACUAUACAAUCUACUUUCUGUUGCUCUACGCUCC